AUUCAGUUCGUUGAAUCCGUUCCCAUAUAUCCAUUUAUUUAUAUUUGGCGCGACGUCUGGUUUCUGAUGCUGGGAAGACGGAACGCGUCAAUUCAACCCCACCCGACUCCAGAUGCAGAAAUGGAGCGGGCAAUCCACCCCGAGUCUUCAAGAAAUAGUCGAUUUGAAGUUAGUGCAGAGCGGAGAAAAAGAGCGUCUGAAGGAAUUAUUAGUGGAGAGGCUUGUGGAAUGUGGCUGGAAAGAUGAGAUGAAAGCCAUCUGCAGGGAGUUUGCAAGGAAGAAGGGAAGGGAUACUGUAACAGUUCAUGAACUUGUCAAAGUCAUAACUCCAAAAGGAAAAGCUUCUGUACCUGAUUCAGUGAAAGCAGAAAUGAGGGAAAAACACACACACAAUUUUAUCCUCUGGAGUUGGAGGAGCACGUUGGGAUGAGCAGCCAAUAGAAAUACCAUGGAGGAUAAAUGGCUCUUAUUAAUCGCUGGCAAGAAGUUGACAUUCUCCAAUAUAAUGUCGUGAUCACCAACGGUACAUCUAAAUUGUUAUUGGCUUGUUGAUGAUCGAUAAAGCUUAUAUUGUUAAUUUUUGUGAGUAAAGCUGUGAUUAGUGGAUAAACAGUUGUUAAUUGUUAUUAGCUGUAGGGUGUAGCUUUGUUUGCAUGUAAUUGGAUGUUGCUGAUUUGUGGUUGAGGGUGAUGAUGUUGUGAAACAACAAAUAAUGUGAUUACAAUUGGUUGAUAUAUGCCACAUAAGUAUGAUGGCAUUGGUUAAUUUGUGCUGAAAAUCAUGGCAGAAAAUAGAAUGUUGAUGAAGGAAAUCAUUGUUUCUUGUGAUCA
Molecule: messenger RNA, 830 nt
Organism: Salvia splendens (bonfire salvia)
Lineage: Eukaryota; Viridiplantae; Streptophyta; Magnoliopsida; Lamiales; Lamiaceae
Product: transcription and mRNA export factor ENY2
Exons: 4
Coding region: 113-430 (105 amino acids)
Biological process (GO): positive regulation of DNA-templated transcription; mRNA export from nucleus
Cellular component (GO): nuclear pore; SAGA complex
Molecular function (GO): transcription coactivator activity
Source: RefSeq, a predicted model, not a curated record